AUGGAAGGACAGCAGUACCAAAUGCACCAGAUGAUCACAGACCUGGGUGAUCAGUUCCAGGCAGCCAUAAGGAACAUUCAAGCAGCUUCUGUAGCCAUUGCUACUCCUCCCCCUCCUGUUGCUCCAUCGAAUGAUACAGAUGGGCGCAUGAUGGAGAGAUUUCUCAAGAUGCAACCCCUUUGCUUUGUUGGGAUCACCAAAGACACCCUAUUGCCUGUUAACUGGGUGAAGGAGAUGGAGAAAGCUUUUGAAUUUCUGGGUUGCAAUGAGCAGCAGAAGCUCACUUGUACGAGGUAUAAACAUCAGUAUGAAGCAGAGGCCUGGUGGGAAACCAUUAAGCCUAUUCUCCAAGCUGCCCAUCCAGUCUUAACUUGGGACAUAUUCAAGCAGGCUUUCUUCGGGAACUACUUCCCCACUAGUGUGAAGAAGAGGAAAGAAGUCGAACUGGCUGAAUUGACACAGGGACCUAAAUCUGUAGAGGAUAAGCAAAGGGAUGCUUAUCAUGUUGGUCAAUCAACUGACAAGCGGAUAGCCCCGUUCUUUGAUAGGGGAUACAGCAAAUUCAGUAAGUCUUCUGGAUCUACUACAGUAUCAUCUUUCCCACAGAGAACUCAGUCCGAGUCAACAGUGUCUGGACCAGUGUAUGCUAAUCCCAACACCAACACCAAAGCAACAGAUGCAGCGACCCCAAGUAAUGCAUUAACUUUCAAAUGCUUCACAUGUGGGCAAAUGGGGCAUACUUCCAGGACAUACCAACACAGGAGACCUAUACAUCCUACUCACCAGCCUACCACUAAGCCUCAAGGCUGGGUUUAUUCUAUAACCACCAGUGAAGCUGAGGCUAGUCAGAAUGUGGUGACUGGUACUGUUCUCAUUUGCUCUACCCCUGCAUACACUUUAUUUGAUACUGGAGUGACGCACUCCUUUGUGUCACCGACAUUUGCUAAGAGGACUGGUGUAUCACCCAAGAGUCUAGAAGUGGGUCUAGCAGUUAGUAUACCUACAGGGUCAAGGAUAGAUUUGGAUACACUGUAUGAGCCAUGUGCUGUGACAAUUGUAGGCAGAGAUAUGAAUGCUCACCUAAUCCAACUUUGUAUGACUGACUUUGAUGUCAUAUUGGGGAUGGAUUGGCUGGCGGCACAUAAGGCUACUGUACUCUGUGCAAAAAGGAAGAUAGUGUUCCAACCUACAGGCGAUAAGGGUUUUGUUUUUCUGGGAGACAAGAAGAAGAAACCAAGAAAGAUGAGGAAUUCCCUUAUGUCUUCCCAGAUGAUUUGA
This is a messenger RNA of Telopea speciosissima, 1278 nucleotides long. RefSeq lists its product as uncharacterized. The record is from RefSeq and is a predicted model, not a curated record. Lineage: Eukaryota; Viridiplantae; Streptophyta; Magnoliopsida; Proteales; Proteaceae. The coding region runs from base 1 to 1278 and encodes 425 amino acids. The transcript has 4 exons.